This is a messenger RNA of Fusarium odoratissimum NRRL 54006, 1626 nucleotides long. RefSeq lists its product as uncharacterized. The record is from RefSeq and is a predicted model, not a curated record. Lineage: Eukaryota; Fungi; Ascomycota; Sordariomycetes; Hypocreales; Nectriaceae. Gene Ontology annotation, molecular function: iron ion binding; heme binding; oxidoreductase activity, acting on paired donors, with incorporation or reduction of molecular oxygen. The coding region runs from base 1 to 1626 and encodes 541 amino acids. The transcript is spliced from 4 exons.
AUGGCACGAAUUGCUGUUUUUCUGUCGUAUUACCGGCCUUGGGCCCUUUGUGCCCUUGCUUUUGCAAUCUACGUUCCAAUCAUUCGUGAUAAGAAUUAUUCUAUCCGACAUGCUCCGUUUUACAUGGGAAAGUAUUUGCUGGCGUUCUUGAGCGUUUGGGCAUUCUACCUGGUCUUUUUGUAUCAUCGGUUCUUUAGUCCCUUGAGGUACCUACCGCAGCCAAAGAGCGCGGGCUUUAUAAAUGGGCAUUGGGCAGAGUCUGUCAGUCAGCCUGCUGGACUGCCAUUCAGACAUUGGUCAAGGACGAUUGAAAACAAUGGGUUGAUCAGAUACAAGCAUCUUUUUAAUCAAGAGAGGCUCGUUGUCACCAGUCCUGAAGGUCUGAAGGAGGUUCUCGGUCAAAACAGCUAUGACUACGUCAAGCCUCAUCUCCUACGCGCAAUGGUCGGCAAAAUUCUGGGCUAUGGACUGCUGCUAUCAGAGGGAGACGUGCACAAGAUGCAAAGAAAGAACCUCAUGCCGGCAUUCAGUUUUCGUCACAUCAAGGAGUUAUAUCCCGUCUUCUGGAGCAAAGCACAGGAGCUAGUCCACGGUAUCGAAAAGGAGCUCAGAGAGGAGUCGACUUCAGAGAUCGACAUUGUCGACUGGGCGAGUCGAGCCUCUAUGGACAUUAUCGGUUCUGCAGGAAUGGGUCACGAGUUCAGGUCGCUUGCAGAUCCAAGCAUCGAAGAUACUAUGAAGAUGUACGGAUCAAUGGUCAAGCAGAGCCGUGGCGCCAAGCUCUUGACGGUUCUUCAACUGGUGCUUCCCUCCAUUAUCACGGAUUACCUGCCAUUUCAGAGAAACAUGGGCGUCUUGGCUGCUUCGAAAGCAGCGAGGGAAACCUCUCAGAGACUAAUCAACGCGAAGAAGGUACAGAUGGCAGCUAAGGAGAAACUAUCACCUGAUAUCAUAUCUACGGCGCUUGAGUCUGGUCAUUUCACCGAUGAAGGACUCGUUGAUACGAUGAUGACCUUUCUGGCUGCUGGACACGAGACCAGCGCAGCAGCGCUCACCUGGACGAUCUUCCUUCUGGCAAAGAACCAUGAUGUUCAGAAUCGUCUUCGAGAGGAGAUUCGACAAAAUGUUGAUGGUCUGACAGACGAUGUCGACGCCAAGAAACUGGAUGGCCUCUCUUAUCUCCAUGCAGUCUGCCAAGAAUCACUGAGGCUCUACGCGCCAAUCCCCUUUACCGUCCGCGAUGCUCUCAAGGACACUCAAAUCCUCGGUACCUUCGUCCCCAGAGGAACAAUGGUUAUUCUCUGUCCGUGGGCCAUCAACAGGGCCCACGAACUCUGGGGAUCUGAUGCAGACGAAUUCAACCCUGAGCGAUGGAUGGCACCUGGGCAAGCCAACUCGGGCGGUUCAAAGAACAACUACGCAUUCCUGACAUUUCUACACGGUCCUCGAGGCUGCAUUGGUCAGAAGUUCUCACUGGCUGAGCUCAUGGCUCUUACAUGCGCGUUGGUAGGGAGAUACAAGUUUGACAUAGACAAGGACUACGAGGUACGGGAUAUCACGGAUGGUAUUGUGGCUAAGCCAAGCAAGGGCUUGAAAGUCUCUUUAGAGGAAGUGCAGGGCUGGUGA